AAAAAAUUACCGCGGGAAGGAGCAUAACGGCGGUUCCCUUUGUCUGAGAAUCGGAAUCUUUUCCAAAAUAACCCUAAUUUCAUCUUUCCGGGGCCAUAACGCCGCAAUUGGCGUAGCGAAUUCAUGUGUUCCUCGGGCAACGGCGCCGCGGAGUCUGGAUCACCAUCAUCAUCGCCCAGUAACAUGGAGAAGUACCUCUGCGACCUCUUGCUCGACCAGAGCCAGCCCAUCUCCGAGCGUUUCCGAGCUCUCUUCUCCCUUCGCAACCUCAAAGGCCCCGGCCCCCGCCUUGCUCUCAUUCAAGCAACAAGGGAUUCAUCGAAUUUGUUGGCCCACGAAGCUGCGUUUGCGCUGGGCCAGAUGCAAGAUGUUGACGCCAUCCCUGCUUUAGAGGCAGUUCUUAAGGAUCUUUCUUUGCAUCCCAUUGUUCGCCAUGAGGCAGCUGAAGCUCUUGGUGCAAUUGGUUUGGAGAGUAAUAUUCCUCUUUUAGAGAGUAGUUUGGUUUCAGACCCAGCUCAGGAGGUGCGGGAAACAUGUGAACUGGCUCUUCAGCGAAUUGAGGAAUUGAAGACUUCUAGCAGUGAUGAUAAAUCAUCAAUAAAAGAAAAGUCACCUUUUAUGUCGGUUGACCCUGCCACGCCAGCUUCUUCUUGCUCAUCUGUAGAUAAGCUGAGGGAGGUUCUAUUGGAUGAAGAGAGAGGCAUGUAUGAGAGAUAUGCUGCACUAUUUGCGCUGCGUAACCAAGGUGGAGAGGAAGCUAUUUUUGCCAUUAUUGAUUCUUUGGGUGCGAACAGUGCUCUGCUGAAGCAUGAGGUUGCUUAUGUCUUGGGUCAAUUGCAAAACAAAGCUGCCUCAGCUGCACUUAACAAUAUACUUAAGGAUGUGAACGAGCAUCCAAUGGUUAGACAUGAAGCUGCUGAAGCUCUUGGCUCCAUUGCAGAUGAUGAAAGUGUAGCGCUGCUUGAGGAAUAUGCCAAGGAUCCUGAACCUAUAGUCUCACAGAGCUGUGAAGUUGCUCUUAGCAUGCUGGAAUUUGAAAGAUCAGGAAAAUCGUUUGAGUUCCUCUUCAUGCAAGCUCCUCAUGUGCAUUAGAUCAUAAAAGUUUGAAGAGAACAGGGGAAAAGGAAUAAUCCGAAUCAAUGACAAAUAGGAGAAAAAGUGGAGAAGAAUGACACAGCCAUGCAUAUCUGGAUUUCUUACUGUCAUCUAUAAUGAUUAUUUAUUUGAUGAUGGUUAGGGCUAUACUAACGCCUCUGGCGAAUUUUAUAGAGAACUACUGACCUCAAAACUCUUUUUUUUUUUUUUUUUAAAGGAGUAAUCUUGUUGUCCUUGCCUAUGGUAAGAGUUAAGACUCCUACAAACAUUAAAUAAUCUAUACACAAAAGACUGUUCUCUCCAAAGAUGCAACAACUGAAUCAUCAUUUUUGUUGACAGCAUAUGAAUUUGCCUUUAGAGAAUCAGCAACAUUGUUAAGUGUUGCCACCAUUGUUGAGACUUGAGACCUGAGACCAUAUUAGAAAUGAGAUUUUGUAGUUUAAUAAAGCUCAAAACAGUGUGAUGAGCAAAUUAGUAUAUGAUAGUGAGCUAUAUUGUCACUGUGUAGGAGAAUUAUUUCCUGGUAAGUUGUUCUCUGCUAGUUUAUCCAUACACCUAACUUGUUUGCCAAAGAAAACAAGUAGGGAUGAAUUCAUAAGGCAAUAAUGUAUUCUACUGUUACUUGCUAUGGUUGAAUAAGAUUAGAUUCCACAA
Molecule: messenger RNA, 1749 nt
Organism: Rubroshorea leprosula
Lineage: Eukaryota; Viridiplantae; Streptophyta; Magnoliopsida; Malvales; Dipterocarpaceae
Source: the annotation of a GenBank genome assembly